Molecule: messenger RNA, 1690 nt
Organism: Asparagus officinalis (garden asparagus)
Lineage: Eukaryota; Viridiplantae; Streptophyta; Magnoliopsida; Asparagales; Asparagaceae
Product: sucrose-phosphatase 2-like
Exons: 9
Coding region: 181-1455 (424 amino acids)
Biological process (GO): sucrose biosynthetic process
Molecular function (GO): magnesium ion binding; sucrose-phosphate phosphatase activity
Source: RefSeq, a predicted model, not a curated record
AAAUUAUUAAAUGAUAUAAAUCCAAAAUUUUAAAAAAAAAAUCCCCCAGAUAUUAUAUAUAAAGAAUUACGCUCAAAAAACCAAAGCUCAAAUCCCAGACCUCAGAUCGACUUCAACCAAUCCAAUUCCAAACCCUAACCCUAACUGCAUCACUCGAUUGAUCCGCAUCUGGGCGAUAAAAUGGAGAAACUCCAAGGUUCUGCUCGUCUCAUGAUCGUUUCAGAUCUCGACCACACAAUGGUUGAUCACCAUGAUACUGAGAAUCUCUCACUGCUUAGAUUCAAUGCUCUAUGGGAAUCCUUUUACUGCCAAGACUCACUGCUGGUGUUCUCAACUGGGAGGUCACCGACACUUUACAAGGAGCUAAGGAAAGAGAAACCGAUGCUGACUCCGGAUAUAACUAUUAUGUCUGUGGGCACCGAGAUCACCUAUGGAGAAGCUAUGGUGCCUGAUGAUGGCUGGGAGCAUGUUUUGGAUCAGAAAUGGGAUAGAAACGUUGUUCUUGAAGAGACCUCGAAAAUUCCUCAGCUCAAGUUGCAGGCAGAAACGGAGCAGAGGUCGCACAAAAUUAGUUUUUACGUGGACAAGGGUGUUGCCCAAGAAGUGACGAAGACUCUUUCAGAACGUUUGGGGAGCCGUGGGUUGGAUGUGAAAAUCAUUUAUAGUGGUGGCAUUGAUCUUGAUAUUUUACCACAAGGAGCUGGCAAGGGACAGGCUCUUGCAUAUUUGCUGCGCAAGUUUAAGGCAGAGGGAAAGCCACCAGCGAACACUCUUGUUUGUGGGGACUCGGGAAAUGAUGCUGAACUAUUUAGCAUUCCUGAUGUUUAUGGUGUUAUGGUCAAUAACGCACAAGAAGAACUGUUGCAAUGGUAUGCAGAAAAUGCGAAAAAUAACCCUAGAAUAAUUCACGCAAAGGAACGUUGUGCUGCUGGUAUUAUUGAGGCUAUUGGCCAUUUUAAGUUAGGUCCUAAUACCUCGCCGAGGGAUGUUAUGGACCUCUCAAGCUGCAAAUUAGAAUCUUUCAGCCCUGAGCAGGAAGUAGUUAUGUUCUACUUAUUGUAUGAGAGGUGGCAUCGAGCUGAAAUUGAGAAGUCUGAGAUGCCUAUUCAGUAUCUAAAAAGUAUCUGUUGUCCAACUGGAACUGCUGUCCAUCCUUCUGGAGCUGAGCGUUCUCUUCAUGAAUGCAUAAAUAUAUUUAACCAAUGCUAUGGUGAUAAAAAGGGGAAACAGUUUCGUGUGUGGAUUGAUAAAGUAUCGGCUUCACAAGCAGAUUUAAAUACUUGGCUGGUGAAAUUUGAUAAGUGGGAGCUUUGUGAUGAAGCCCGACCGUGUUGUGUGACUACCAUUAAGCUGAACAUAAAGCCCGAGGCCCCAAGAGGUUUUGUUCUGACGCAUGUUCAUCAGGCAUGGCUCGAAGGAUAUGCAGCCAGUAAUCCGUCCACCUGGAUUUUUUAAGUAGUUAGCUUGUCACGGAAACUACUGAAGGUUUGAUCUAUGAAGAAAUAAUGAUAUUACUAUCCGCUAAUACUCUAUUUUGAAGCUUUUAUUCUGACAGCAUUGUAUUUGAAAUACUUGUUCAGAUGGCAUCUUUAACGUCAUCCGCUAUUUCUGUGAUGCAAAAUUUGUCAGUUUACCUAUCAUUUCUGAGGGAAGUGAAUAAGGAAAAUGGUCACAGUUUUUCUUUUGAUUA